UUUUGAAUUGGUUGCAGGCGAGGUCGGCGGAUAGUUGCUGAGCCGGUGACCUGGGAACCGACGAUGAAAUCUCCAUAUAUCGGAAUGUGCGUGUGGCCUGUUCCAGAAAAUAAGGAGAUUACGGUGACCCUGUUCCGUGACCAGCGUCAGGAGGAAUACGACAACAAGGACUGGUUCUUUAUCCUGGAGGACGUGAAGGACGGGAAGCGGAAACCUGUUGCUCAGGGUCGGUUAAACCUCAAGGAUUAUGCACGACAAAUACCUCAUCAGGAAAAUCUAAAGGUUAAACUACGACCUCUAAAUAAGAAAGUGACAGCCUGCUACCUUGUGUUUACACUUACUAGCGAGUUUUUAAAGGAAGGGAAGGCUAUGGAUGAUGAUAUGAGAAGUUUGGCGAGCCUGGUCAGUAACUCCACUAUUCCCAACGAUAUUGCGGAUAUGGAGACCCUGGAAGAAGAUGAAGAAGAACAAGAGUCGAGUGAGGUGAAAGUAUCAGUCAGUGAAUUCCAAUCCUUGACCAAAUCAAUCCAGAGUAUGAGUGAGAAAUUAGACAACCUUAACCCAGAACUAGUUCCAGUCCGGACCUUGAUACAACAAGAUGAAUCCUUUACCCGGAGCUCAGCUCCUCAUUCUUCAUCCCAAACCUAUUCAGAUUAUACAAACUCCGAACGGAGAAUCGUCAGUACUUUGGAAACUAUGAACCAAGAAAACAUUAAAUUUAAAGAAACCGAAACUAGUGAAAUUAAAUCCAAUUUUACUUCGCAGUUAAAAUCCUUCAAUCUCAAGGAGACUGAAACCUUUACAGAAUCCAGUAGUUUACUCAAACAAACUAACAGUUCCUCUUCCAGCAAUAAUAUUUCAAUAAUCCCUGUCCGGGCACGGGAUAUGACCCCUGGCAGUGCCCAACCCACCUCAAUAAUCCCUGCCAGGGAAAUGACCCCGGGCAUUUCCUCAACCACCACAAAAAAAGAGGAAAUAUUAAAAACACCCGUUCAGAACCCUCCUGUCGUCAUAUUCUCGUCGACCCCUGCUAAUGACCUAGUUAAUGAUGGUGCCAGGAAUGAUACAAAAACCUGUAAUAACAGAGAAGGAAGUGUUAGCGUAGAGUUCGAAGAGAGUAUUUCCUUUACAGAGGAGAAACUUGAUCCAGCUGACUCCACUAGUCCGGAGUUUACUACCCGUGUUGUAUCCCAGGAGACGAGAACAAGAAAAUUUCAGAAAACCCAAAGCCAAGAAUUGAGAGAUUUUACCCAGGAAUUCCUUCAAUCGACGACAGUUGAUUUCGAUCCAAUGUCGUUCGAGGAUCAUACACCAACCGUUCUACGGAGUUCUAUGCGGAGACCGGAGCUAAGAAAAGAAACUAUAAAAGAGGAACCAGAAAAACCUCCUCCUGACAGGGUUGAGGAGAAAAUAGAGAUUGUUCCUUCACAAUCCUUCCUCAACUCUUUAAACUCCGGGAGCAGCAAGGAAUCUACUCCAGACGAGACUAAACUGUUCCGAACUCCGGGGAGAUUAACUAACUCUGAAACCUCUCCUGUUCCUUUAAGUUCGUUUUCUCAGACUAGUAAACCUGACUCCGGGUCUACGACAGGACAGCAGGACCUGAAACCAGGAUCUGGAGUUAGUUCUGACCUCCUGGAGUGGACAAAAUCUAUUCUUUGUAAUUAUAAGAACGUUAAGGUGACAAACUUUACUUCAAGCUGGAGAAACGGGUUGGCAUUCUGCGCUCUUAUUCACAGCUUCUAUCCGUCCCUCAUUCAAUACUCAGAACUAACAAGCAAUGAUAUUAAAAUCAACUGUAAACUUGCAUUUGAGGCUGGUGAAAAGCUAGGUAUCCCACGGGUUCUUGAACCGGAAAAUAUGGUUAUCAGACGGAUACCUGAUAAACUGGCGGUCAUCACGUACCUUCAUCAGCUCAGAUCUUGUCUAGGAACUGCUGAGACCAAUGCACUCUAUGAGAACUAUAAGAUGAAUGGUGACUCUUUAAGCUUCAGUUCAGGAAUAAGAAAGUCAUUCUCUGAUGGAAAUAUUAAACUCUUUUCUAGAACAAGUUCUACAGAUACUGACCGACCAGCUACAGAUCUUCCUACAGUGAUGGAGGAAGAAAAUGGAGACGUUUCUUCAAAACCGGUUUCUAAAUAUCGCCAGAAGGCCAAGGAUUUAAUGGCGGCGGCCCGGCGGGAAUCAGUUGAAAAAUGUGACUCCAUCAGUCCGGAGAGAGAGAAUACAUCGCCGAAUGUGAUCAUGAGACAAAAAAGUACAACGCCUAAACCGAAGAAGGAUAAUAGAUUAUCGUUUAUCGACAACGAGAUGUCUCUGUUGGACGCCGAGCAACAGGAGAUCGAUCUUCAAGCGGCGAUACUUGACAAACGACUGCGCGAGGUGGCGGAAGAUGAUCAACUUCUUUACGAUGCUUUACUGCAGCAAUGGUUUACUCUAGUCAACAAGAAAAAUGCUCUCCUAAGGCGGCAGAUGCAGUUAAAUAUUCUGGAGAAGGAAGACGAUCUUCAGAAGAAAUCAAACAUGCUUCAGGAGGAAUUAAGAAAAUACUCUGAUAUGGAGGAAAGAAGGAAAACAGACGAAGACCGACAAAGAGAAGAGUUAUUACUUCAGGAGCUGGUUUUGGUUGUGAACCAGCGGAAUGAGUUGGUUCAGCAGCGGGACGAGGAGGAGAGGAUGAUCGACAACGACGAGCAAAUUGAGCAGGACGUCACGUUAGCGGAGGACAGGCUCGUUCAGAACAGGGGUAGGGACGACUGCAAGAUGCAGUAGAAAUGACGAGAUCUGUGGUCAGACGAAUUUCGACAUGUUAUUCAUUCUGUAGAUAUUUGUUUUUCUUGGAAAUAUUCAAUUGUUGCGCGCGAGUAAUACCAUACAGUAAUAACUAGAAAACAGUGGAAUGAUUGCCGUUUUCUCUCUUUCUUCUAAUGAUGAAAUAUUGCUAUGGAUUUUGUAAUUUCUAACUGAUUUUUUCACACAAAAAGAAACAUUUCAAAAAUAAGUCUUUUAUAAGAUUUAUUUAGGUUACAACAUUAUCCACAAAUUUUGAGUUUUAGAAGAAAAAACGAAAAAUGCACAGUGUACUAUACACUGUACAGUGUAUAGUACACUGUAUACUGUACAGUGUUACAAUGUUUAUUAUCCACUGUCCAGUCCAAUUUCUAUAGAGUUCUAUAUUAAAUGAACGCUAUGGGACAACCAGGGUUUCAAAUUUCUUUCGGAUUAAUUUGGUUCCGUCAUAUCCUUAGGUAGUGAUAAGGAUCCAUUUGAUUUUGAUGCGGAUCCGGACCCUGGAUUCGCACUAAAAAAAUAAAAUGAUCCUGAUCCGGGGCAUGAACAUUUUUUUAUUUAAUUAUCUGGUAACUGAAGAAGAAUUGUAAACAGUUCAGAUUUGGGCUGUGAAAGGUAAACUUUUUUUUGAAGUUUUUUUUUGAUAUUUUGACCGUUGGUGCCAGAACCUUGAAUACGGUUCCCGGAAGCCAAAAUGUAAAGUAUUGGAUCCAACGGAUCCGGAUAUUAAGCACUGACCUUACGAAACCUUUGCUAAAGCUGUUAAAACUGAUAUACCAUUUAAAGGUUUUGCAAACUAUGGACGGAACCUUCCUUAACAAAAUAGAUUUAUAAGAAAUAUGACAACCGAGGGGCUCCUGUUGUACACGUACACUAGAAGUGAACAACAUGUUUUGGGAACCCUGAUCAUGUAAAGAAACAGGAACCUGGAACACAGACAUGUGAAGGGCAUCCUUUACGACGUACAUACAGUGUAAAAUGUACAUUGUACAUGUACAUGGAGUAAAUUUAAUUUUCUGUGAUUUCAAGUAAAUUGUUAAUAUAACUAUACAUUAACUACGCCAGUGAGCUGGGGUUAAAGAAAUUAUUAUUGUGUGGCAUUCGGGCAUUAGGCACUCAUUUUGAUUAUUUUGAACAAUUUUAUGAUAUUUCAAAAUAGACCAAAGAACAAAUUAGGAAAGUUGCACAUUAUAAUUAACAAAUUUAUAGUUGCACAUGUUUUGUGUAACUUGAGUGUAAACACACUUUUAAUCUGUGGUGUUGGAAACAGAUUGCCUAAAUUUUAUUCCACUUAAAAGGGACUGUCAAUGAAACUUCCGCUGAACUUUCAUUUUAGAAAUCCAAUAUUCGAUUUUAAAGUGACUCGUGAAUAUCUGCAAAACAUGGCAAGAAAGUGUAAGAGAUUUGUUUCUUUUCAUUUAAAUUAGAGGUUCAAGGGAUACUGAUGUGAAUCGUUUAUUGUAGUUGUAAAAUGAAAGGUCAAGUACAAUGCCGCUGACAAUCCUUUUCUCAUAAAUGCCAUAAACUCUCAUCUUUUAGAUGUUAUUAACGCGUCCAGGCCAUUCUUUCCCGCAUAGACUGCUUGAACAGAAUAGUUUUAGAAAAAGACAAAAUUUAUGAAUUAUACUUAUUUAUUUUAUUUCAUGUUUUGAAAUACUUGUAUUGGAUAAUGUACUGUAGUGCUAUUCUCAAUACAGGGGAUAUUAGCUUUAGAACUAAUGUACCCUGCAAUAACAAUAGUUUUCCUUUAAACCUCUGGUGUAAUCUGAUCUUUAUACAGACUUACUAACGCUCUUAUUUUGCUUGCCUGGGUAUAAAAUAUUUAAAUAUAUAUAUAUAUAUAUGUUAUAAAAUGAUUGGAAGCAGAAUGCAAUAUAUUGCUUGUCUGAAAG
Eurytemora carolleeae is the source of this 4682-nucleotide messenger RNA. It is a transcript of the gene Ehbp1, whose product is annotated as EH domain-binding protein 1. The transcript is spliced from 13 exons. The record is from RefSeq and is a predicted model, not a curated record. Gene Ontology annotation, molecular function: protein binding. Bases 64 to 2772 code for a protein of 902 amino acids. Lineage: Eukaryota; Metazoa; Arthropoda; Copepoda; Calanoida; Temoridae.